This is a messenger RNA of Phaeodactylum tricornutum CCAP 1055/1, 1758 nucleotides long. RefSeq lists its product with no specific name. The transcript is spliced from 3 exons. The annotation marks the transcript as partial. Gene Ontology annotation, cellular component: spliceosomal complex. Gene Ontology annotation, molecular function: pre-mRNA 3'-splice site binding. Gene Ontology annotation, biological process: mRNA splicing, via spliceosome. NCBI's taxonomy places the organism in Eukaryota, Bacillariophyta, Bacillariophyceae, Surirellales, Neidiaceae. The record is from RefSeq and is a predicted model, not a curated record.
CACUCGACUGCGCAGCCGAAUUGUAUUAAUUCCUCUUUUCUAUUCUCUCUCGCUGCCAGCUUGGUACGCUUCAUAUUCUGUGCUUUGCAACACCUUACGAUGAGUUCGUCCGCGAAGCUUUCGCACACGACCGAGUCGUUCGCUGAUCGCAAGAAACAGCAGGAGAUUGCUCAGGCUCGUCAAGCGGGGACGUUAGCACCUGCCGUCGAUGCCAAAACAGGAUCUAUGAUCAAUCCUCACAAUCCAGAGUUUAUAACGAAAAAGCCUUGGUAUUUGGGCGGGAAUGCGGACCAGAACAGCAAUGACCCAACCCUCGAACAUCAAGCCGUAGCAGAGGAAACACCGACGCUUUCAUUGAUGGCCGCCGAGGAACUCCUGUCCCAGCAAAGAUUAAAGCACAAAGCUCGCAAACCGAGGGUGCGCAUGACGAAAUCGGGUUCAAGGGCGGAAGAGUUUGUUAUGCCAAAUGCGUCGUCGGGUUCCAGCAAUGGAGCCAUUAAACAAACCUAUGAUAGCAAACGUGAUGCUUAUCACGGAUACGAUAAAGAUUCCCACAAUCAAAAGCUUGCCAAAAAGUUUGAAAUCCGUGAAUCAUUCCGACGCAAAGUACAAGAAGAUUCAUCUAAGGACAAGACGGACACAAAAGGCAACGAUUCGGACUCGGAUUUUGAUGACUCGGAUGAUUCGGAUGUUGGCAGCGAUGAUUCAGAGGAUGAGUUUGUACAGCGUGAUGAAGAUGCCAAGGUCCUGACGACACGAUUGGCCAGGCAGGGUGGUGUUGGUGGAGCCCAAAUGAAAGUGACGGCACGAAAUUUGCGAAUUCGGGAAGACACAGCCAAGUAUUUGCGCAAUCUUGACCCUAACUCCGCUUACUACGACCCCAAAUCCCGCUCCAUGCGAGACAAUCCUCAUCCAGAAGUCGAUCCGACCGAGUCGCAAUUUGCCGGAGAUAAUUUUGCACGUAUUUCGGGAGAUGCUGUGCAAUUGGCCGAUACGCAAUUAUUCGCAUGGGAUGCAACGGACAAAGGUGUUGAUGAAAUACAUCCGCAAGCCAAUCCUUCGCAAGCCGAAGUACUCAAGAGAACUUUUGAGUCGAAAGCCAAAGACAUGAAGCUUGAGAGGAAAAAGCGCGUAUUGGACAAAUAUGGUGGGGCAGAAUACCUCGACGGGCAAGGAGGUUUAGCGUCAGCUACUGAGACGGAAAAGAAGGCGGAUGAUAUGGCUCAGGAACGGAAACUGAGGUUUGGCGUGCAGACGAAAGCCGAGAUGUAUUCGAGGGAUGGGCGUAUAGAAGGUGGGACCUCGACCAAACGUGAGGCUAUCUCUUCGAAAUACGAAGAAGAUAUACUGAGCAACGGACACACUACUGUGUGGGGUAGCUACUUCCACAAAGGAGCAUUUCAGUGGGGUUAUGCCGAUGAUCAUUCGUUGUUGAAGGCUUCGUACUGUACAGGAGAGAAUGGCCGAAUAGCGAACGACGAAGCCAACGAAAUGAGAUACGGAACAGGGGUGGCUGGGGCAAGGAAUGAAAGCAAGCUAUCGUCGGCGCCAGUCAACCGGUCGAAACUUUACGGAGAAGCGAAUCCGAAAGCACAGUUAGAUGAGGCCAAAUUGAAAGAGGCACUGAGCAAAGAAGUGCCUAAAGAAAUAGUAGACGACAGAAAGCGCAAGUACCACUCAAUGAACGCUGAAGUUGAAAUGACUGAGGAAGAUAUGGAAGCUUACAGGCUGCUCAAAGAUCGGAAGAGCGACCCAAUG